AUGGACGAGAAAAAACUUCUGAACGUCGUGUCCUCUGUGGCUUCGAUCAAAGAAGAGAUCGGAGACCAAAUUGAUGGCGUGGUUGCCUUAGACUUAUUCGAACAUGGCCAAGAGAUUUCCGAAGAAGAAUAUCAGGCUGAGGUUAAACGCAUUCGCUUGAAACUUGAUAUGCGUCUUAUGCCUAUCAUGUGUGUUACUUAUCUCUUGCAGUUUUUGGACAAGUUGAGUUUAAAUUAUGCUUCGGCAUAUUCUUUUAGAGAGGAUUUAGGUCUCUAUGGCCAGAGAUACUCUUGGGUGGCCGCUAUAUUCAACUUUGGCUAUUUGUUCUGGGCUUAUCCAUCCAAUUACAUUAUCCAAAAGGUCCCAAUUGCAAAAUGGACAGGAUGUACCCUCAUCAUUUGGGCAGUUAUCUUGAUCGCUCACAUAGGAGCAACCAACUACGGAGGAAUAUUGGUCCUUCGAUUCAUUCUAGGUAUGUUUGAGGCUGGUAUCUCUCCCACAUGUAUGAUGAUUUGUGGAAUGUUCUAUACCAGAGAAGAACAACCUUUCCGUAUGUGUACGUUCUUGAGUUUCAAUGGAAUAGCCACUGUUGUGGGGGCUUUACUUGGAUUUGGUUUGGGGCAUGCUCACAGCACUGCUUUAGCCUCAUGGAAAUUGAUUUUUUUGGUCAUUGGACUUCUCAACUUCGUGUGGGCGAUUUUCUUUUUACUUUUGACACCCGAUUCCCCUGCAACAGCUAAGUUCUUGACCGAGCGUGAGAGGGCCAUUUUGGUGAAGCAUGUGUCCCAAAACAAUCAAGGUGUCAAGGACCAAAGGUUUUUGUGGCCACAAGUAAGAGAAGCUGUCAUGGAUGUUUCUAUCUACAUUUUUGGCCUUAUUGGGUUGGGCACUGGAAUAAUUAAUGGAGGCGUCUCGAACUUCCAGUCGCUGUUGAUCAAGGGCUUUGGGUUCACGGGUUUAGCUGCCACAGCUUUGCAAAUGCCUACGGGUGCCAUUGAGUUUAUUGUGGUAUUCACAUGUGGAAUUAUUGCCAUUACCGUCCCUAACACAAGAUGUAUCAUAUUUUGUGGUCUUUGUGUACCAGGAUUGGCUGGACUUAUAGGGAUUCAUUUGAUAAAGGACAAUCGUUGGGCCCUGGUUGGAUGCACCUGGCUCCAGUACAUUAUCGGCGGGCCGGUUAUUUUGUGCUGGAUUUUCAUGACUGCUAAUAUCGGAGGAAGUACCAAAAAAACAGUAACAAAUGGAUUUUGGUUUGUUUUAUAUGCGACAGGCAAUAUUAUCGGCGCCAAUAUUUUUUAUGCUCGCGAGGCUCCCAAGUACAAGAGUGCCAUGACAGCUUUGAUAACCUGCUACUCGACGAUGAUUGCUCUUGGAAUAGCAUACUAUUUCCUUUUACGCUACAGAAAUGAUAAAAGAGAUAGAGAACAGGGUGAACUAACAGAUGAACAGAAACAAGAGGCAAUCGUUAACGGGUUCAAAGGUAUGACUGACUUUGAGAAUAAAGGCUUCCGUUACUCGCUUUGA
Messenger RNA from Clavispora lusitaniae ATCC 42720, 1524 nucleotides. It is a transcript of the gene DAL7, whose product is annotated as Dal7p. Gene Ontology annotation, cellular component: membrane. Lineage: Eukaryota; Fungi; Ascomycota; Pichiomycetes; Serinales; Metschnikowiaceae. The record is from RefSeq and is a predicted model, not a curated record. Gene Ontology annotation, biological process: transmembrane transport. Gene Ontology annotation, molecular function: transmembrane transporter activity.